Messenger RNA from Micropterus salmoides (largemouth bass), 2172 nucleotides. Its product is annotated as transcriptional repressor p66-alpha-like. NCBI's taxonomy places the organism in Eukaryota, Metazoa, Chordata, Actinopteri, Centrarchiformes, Centrarchidae. The record is from RefSeq and is a predicted model, not a curated record. Gene Ontology annotation, biological process: negative regulation of transcription by RNA polymerase II. Gene Ontology annotation, cellular component: NuRD complex.
GCCUCACCAUCCAGUUUGAAGGGCUCUUCUUCAGGAAGCAGCGGCAUGUCUGUGGUUAGCAUGAAUGACUCUCCAGCCAGCCGCCAAGCUGCAGCUAAACUAGCCCUGCGGAAACAACUGGAGAAGACCCUCCUGGAGAUUCCCCCACCCAAGCCCCCUGCCCCAGAGUUUAACUUUCUGCCCUCUGCAGCCAAUAAUGAGUUUAUCUACCUGGUGGGACUGGAAGAAGUGGUACAGAAUCUGCUGGAUACCAUUCACAGAGGAAAGACAGGUGUAGCACUGUCAAAGCCCAAUGUCAGAGACCCCUUCAUCUGCACCCAGUGCAACACUGACUUCACCUGCCGCUGGAGGCAGGACAAGACAAAAGGCGGGGCAGUCCUCUGUGAACACUGCAUGUCAUCCAAUCAAAAAAGGGCUUUGAAAGCUGAGCAUACCAAUAGGCUGAAAGCUGCAUUUGUCAAAGCACUGCAACAAGAGCAGGAAAUAGAGCAGCAUAUUAUGCAGCAGACGUCCUCACCAGUCUCCCACAGUAGCUCCUCGUCCUCUUCAUCUGCCUCUUCAGCGAUGAAAGUAGAGCAGCUGGUGUCUCAGCAGCUGAAGCAGGCUCAGGCCAGAGCGUCGUCCCUCCAGCACCACCACCAGGCCAACCGAGGAGCCAACAUUCUUCACCGUCACUCAAUCAAGCAGAGCUCCCAUGGCCAGCUGUCCCAUGGUGUCUCAUCAGUGGGGUUGAGGGGCGUCCCCCACUCCUUCUCCUCCUCCUCCCAGCUGCAGAGCGCGGUGGCGGCUGCAGCUUUGGUCAGCCGGCCAGGUAAGCAUGACCAUGUUUCCCACCGCUCUGUCCAGAGUUCAAAGGUGAGCAGCAGUGGAAUCGACGGCGGCAGGAAUUUCAGCGGAGGUAGUUCCUCAUCCACUGCAUGGAAGAAGCAGAGCAACAGCAAUACAGGAGUCACUAUGGCCUAUGUGAACCCCAGCCUGACAGGUCACAAGACGUCAGCCACCGUCGACGCUCGUCAGAGGGAGUACCUGCUGGACAUGAUCCCCUCUCGCUCGUCGAUCUCGCAGACUGCAAAUACAUGGAAAUAAUUGAAACCGUACUCUACUAUUCAUUAGUAGUUUUUGUUAGAGUUCCUCAGUUCCAAUAAUACGGUCAACAGCAACCCCCGGAGGACUGUUAAGCAAAUACAAUCUCCUAAAGUGAAGAAACGUUCCUUCCUUACCUUUUGUAUGAUUGUUGUUUUAGUUUUAUUAUUUUGUAUUGUUUAUUUUGAGAUGCGCUGUUCUUUGGUAAUUGUGCAGAAACCGUUUUGAUUAUAGUGGGGCAAAGAAAAAACAUAUACUUGAAGGGCUUCCCUGGGUACUUGUGUCCUCCAGACUGGGUGGUUCAGUCAUGGUGUGAUAAGAGGUUAUGUCUGCAUUGAGUACUUUGAUAAAAAGGAGUGCUCUGCCAUGAUGUGGGUCAACCUGACCCAACCUUUUGACACUUGAAUGGUUAUAAUCAUACCCAAAAGUUCACAUAUAACAAAAUACACCAUUUAUUUUAAACAAAAACAAAAUAAGUUGUAAAUGUUCAGUACAUCACCCCUGUAGUUAAAUGUUUGAAUUUAUUUUCUAUUUACAAUAAGUUAUUUUUUUUGAAUUGUUGUUAAAAAUCACUCAAAAUAUUGUGGUUUCUACAAAUGAAGAGUUUAUUCUAGCUUUGUUUUUGUUUAACAGCAUGCCUACCCUUAAACCCCUCUGUUCAUUUUGCACCUUAGCUGAAGAAGCAUGGUGUCAUUGCUCAAUUCAUCUGUAAUUACCAUCUGUAAUUUGCUUAUUUUAUAUUAAUGUCAACAUUGUAAGAUUAUUUUGAGUGUUAUGCUGUUGCUGAAAAAAUGCAAAUUGAGCUGACUUUGUCUUACUGGAGCCACAGAUCUUGCCUCCGAUAUAUUCAACUAUAAUUCCUACUAUUUGCGACAUAUACUUAGCCCUGAAUCAGUUCUUAAAGGGAAGGUCUCCCAGCUACCAAGAUCCUGGAAUACACAAGAACAUCUUUAUCUCGUACUCCUAACCAUAUUGUGUAAUUUCUCUACUUCCCAAUUUUAUCUGCAUUGUACAAACUUAUGUUAACGUUUUAUUUGGUUUACUUUUUUCCUAGCUCCUACAGAAAUAAUAAAAAAUAUAAAUUUUAAA